Molecule: messenger RNA, 1545 nt
Organism: Westerdykella ornata
Lineage: Eukaryota; Fungi; Ascomycota; Dothideomycetes; Pleosporales; Sporormiaceae
Product: Ebp2-domain-containing protein
Exons: 2
Coding region: 1-1236 (411 amino acids)
Biological process (GO): rRNA processing; ribosomal large subunit biogenesis
Cellular component (GO): nuclear periphery; nucleolus; preribosome, large subunit precursor
Source: RefSeq, a predicted model, not a curated record
AUGGCGAGGAGUAAAUUAAAGUCCGCGCUGGACCAGUAUCGGGGGAGGAACAUUCGGCUCGAAAAGCAGCGGAAGAAGGAGAAGGAGGCGCGGAAGCGGAAAGAACAGCGGCAGGCUGCGAAUCAGGAUGGGGGGAAUGAAGGCGCGCAGGUAGAGGAGCAGAAGAAGCAGGAGGAGGAGGGGGAGGAGGUUGCUGUGAAGGCGAAUGGACAGACCAAGAACAAGGCACAGGCGAAGACGAACGGUGCGGCCAAAGACGCGGAAGCAGUGGGAGAGCCGGACUGGGAAACCGACGAUAGUGAGGAGGAACUGGAUAGCGAGGAGGAGCGCACGAAGGCGAAUCUGGCGAAGCUGGAGGACAGCGAUAGCGAAGGCAGCUCCGAGGAUGACGCGGAUGAUGAUGGCGAGGAACAGGAAGGCGCCGCAGAGGAAGAAGAGGAAGACAUACCCCUAUCCGACAUCGAAUCCCUCGCCUCGGCCGACAAAGAAGACGUCGUCCCCCACCAACGCCUCACCAUCAACAACACGACCGCCCUCACCGCCGCUCUGAACCGCAUCUCCCUCCCCUACUCCAAACUCGCCUUCUCAGAACACCAAUCCAUAACCUCUGACGAACCGACGGAAAUCGCCGACGUCGACGACGACCUCAACCGCGAACUCGCCUUCUACAAGCAAUCCCUCGCCGCCGUGAAAGAUGCGCGGGCGAAGCUGAAGCAGGAAGGCGUCCCUUUCUCCCGCCCCGCAGACUACUUCGCCGAGAUGGUCAAAUCGGACGAGCACAUGGGCAAGAUCAAACAGAAGCUCAUCGACGAUGCGGCCGCGAAAAAGGCCGCCGCCGAGGCGCGACGCCAGCGCGACCUCAAGAAGUUCGGCAAGCAGGUACAAGUCGCGAAGUUGCAGGAGCGCGCCAAGGAGAAGAGGGAGACGCUGGAGAAGAUCAAUAUCCUCAAGCGGAAACGACAAGGCGCGGACCCCACCAACGCAACCGAAGACGACGACCUCUUCGACGUCGAGCUCGACAACGCGGCGAAAUCCGACCGCCGGCGCGAUUCCUCCGGGAAACAGCCAAACUUCAAGCGCCAGAAGAAGGACGCAAAGUACGGCUUCGGCGGCAAGAAACGCCAUGCGAAGAGCAACGAUGCGUUUUCCACUUCGGACACGCGGGGGCCCAAGAGGGUCAAGACGAAGGCCAAGGCGCAAAGGCCGGGGAAGAGUAGGCGGGCGAAGAAGGUGUGAGUUGGGGAGGGAGAGUCGGAAAUGAGGGUGUGAGCGUAUGAGGAUAUGAGGGUAGCUGUUGCAUCGGGGCGUUAUGGCGUUAGAGACUCUGUACGUCUAGGUUUCGGGAAAAACAUGUUGCGCUUCCGUUGCGAGUGGUCAAGGGGGACACCAAUAUAUUCCUUCGAGCCUUCAGUCCGGCCUACUACAGGUAUUCGUUUCUGGACAUGUUCCGCUUGCACGUCGUGAGAGGACAGGUGUAUAGUAUCCCGGGUGUGGAACACACACAUCGGUCUUGUCUAGUUAGAUAUGGCAUGCUGAAUCCUCUGC